AUGGAAGAACAUAAUUUUGUUGUUGGUCAAGAAUUCACUGAUGUCAAGGCAUUUAGGAAAGCCAUUAAGGAAGCUGCAAAUGCACAACACUUCGGGAUUCCCAUCAUCAAAAGCUAUCUGAUUCGUUACUUUGCAAAUUGUGCAUCAGAAGGUUGUCCAUGGCGAAUACGUGCUGUGAAGCUUUCCAAUGCCCCAACCUUCACUAUAAGAAGCCUUGAAGGAACCCACGCUUGUGGAAGAAAUGCUCACGAUGGUCAUCAUCAAGCGUCGAUAGAUUGGAUAGUGAGCUUUAUAUAUGAAAGGUUGCGGAGUGAUAUUAAUUACAAGCCAAAAGACAUAUUGCAUGACAUUUAUAAACAGUAUGGCAUAAAGAUAUCUUAUAAACAAGCUUGGCGUGCGAAGGAAAGAGGGCUUGCAGCGAUUUAUGGCUCUUCUGAAGAAGGAUAUUACUUGCUUCCUGCAUAUUGUGAACAAAUAAAGAGUACUAACCCUGGAAGUGUCGCCGAAGUAUUUACAACUGGAAUCCAGCUCAAGGGCAAGUAUCUUGGGACCUUGUUUUCAGCUACUACUUUUGAUGCCAAUGGGGGUUCGUUUCCACUGGCCUUUGGUAUUGUUGACGCAGAAAAUGAUGAAAGUUGGAUGUGGUUUCUUUCAGAGUUUGGAAAGAUUGGGAAAGAGUUUAAGAAUAUAAGGCUUGUCCAUCUUCUUUGGAAAGCUGCAUAUGCCACAACUACAAUAGUUUUCAAGGAAAAGAUGGCUGCAUUCGAAGAAAUCUCUUCUGAUGCUGCCAAUUGGUGGAUUCUAGAAGCUCAGGAGUUGCGUAUUAUUCAGGUAAUCGAACAGAUUCAUGCUAAACUGAUGGAGUUUGAGGAAGGGCAAUUGAGGAGUAGUUCUUGGUUUUCUGUACUUGCCCCUUGA
This is a messenger RNA of Rhodamnia argentea, 918 nucleotides long. RefSeq lists its product as uncharacterized. The record is from RefSeq and is a predicted model, not a curated record. The coding region runs from base 1 to 918 and encodes 305 amino acids. NCBI's taxonomy places the organism in Eukaryota, Viridiplantae, Streptophyta, Magnoliopsida, Myrtales, Myrtaceae. The transcript is spliced from 4 exons.